CUACUGCCAAGCCUGAAAGGCAGACGUUGCUCUGUGUCCAGCUUCGGCUUCAGCUUCACCCACGCGACAAGCUUUGCCGACAUUUUGGGGAGCAUUGCAUCAGCUCAAACAUUUCUAUUGCGACGAGCUCACUCUACCGGCAUCUCCCAUUUCGCACCCACCACGAGCCGAUCGCGCGCAUAUCCCCAAUCCACUUCCUUUUUCCCUCGACGUCGGGUGCAGAUGUGCAUGUCGAAAGAACCCAUCCACAUCUCGUAGAGGCGAAAGACGGAAUAUCAAACAACUCCGUCGCUGCACGGUCGCCAGCAACAGCCGUAGGCCGUCAGCAGGGCGGAAUUCGCGGGCAUGAGCUGGCAACAGGUCUCUGCCAUGGGAGCUGGAAACAUGGGGGGAGGUGGUAAUCUUGGCGGUCAAGACCUUGGAGGAAUGCCUGCAAAUGGCACAAACCAACCUCAUGCUACCGAAUACACGUUACAAGGCGUCAUGCGCUUCCUACAGACCGAAUGGCAUCGACACGAGCGCGACAGAAAUGCUUGGGAGAUCGAACGCCAGGAGAUGAAGGGUCGCAUAGCCGCUCUCGAAGGUUCCACCAGGAGAGCUGACGCAUCGCAAAAGGCCUUGAAGAAGUAUGUCGGCAUUCUCGAGAAGAAGGUCAAAGACCAGGCAGCACGACUAAAGACUGCCGAAUCCGGCAACGGCACAGCUGAUGAGCAUGCUGUCAAGCAGCCGCCCAAAGUCGACCGCGCUACUUUGAUAGCUGAGAAGCUUAAGUCUUCCAAUGAUAAGCCGAAAGAACCCAUUCCCGGCCUCGAGGGAUUGGUUGGCGAACGAGUCCAAGAAGAGGACGAGCGCGAGCAACUCAGGAUAUUUCUGGAUCAAUGCCAAAGCGAGUUCACCUACCUCAUGAUUACGCCCGCCAACCCGCUGCCCCCUCGAGACUCACCUCCAUUGCCCAUGCUCGAAGACAUGCGUGAGGGCGAAUAUGGUGUGCCCGCCGGCAUGCAACCUCUAGACGCAGCCUUCCGACAACUACACCUGAACCAGAACCACGCCAAAGACCCAGGCCCUCGCUCUCAGCCAAACCAUCCUGCGCCUAUGCCGCAGUCACAAAUACCAAGUCUCGCGAGGCAGAAUGUGCAAGAGUUGCAGUCUGCUCCCAUGGUGCGGGCCAAUGACAACCCACCGGCUGCCUACAAUAACCAGCCGGAAUGGCCUGCGCCUGUAGGAGUUGCCGUAACCAGCCGCGAAGAUGCUGCAAUGAAGCUUAACCACAACGAAUAUCCGCGCCAAACCACGGCCGAAGAUCCUGAAAAGCGAGUAGUGGGGGAUUCUGAUGCGUGGGACUUUGGUGAGGGCACUUUCCCCGAAACCACAUCCUCACAAGCUCUCCAAAACAUGCCUGCCAACCGACCCGAUAUCGAUGUAUUCCCCGCCGCCGACAACAUCCCAAAAUCCCCCAAUCGAGCGCCUAGUUCCCACAGAAGGAAGACUUCACUGUCACGUAGACGGAGUCUGGACCAGGAACUCUCACUCAACUCCUCAUCCCACAAGGCCGAAAGUGGCAACUUCAAGCUACGUUACGGCCUCCGUGGCCAUCUUAACACAGUACGAACCGUCAUUUUCUCCGGGGGCGGAAGCCCGGGAGAGCCAGAGAUCUGCACAGCUGGGGAUGAUGGGCUGAUCAAGCGAUUCCACAUACCACGAGAGAAUCCCAGCCACCUCGGCACCAAUACAUCUGACCUGGAUGUGCCGGCAGAUUUCACUCAUCGAGGUCAUAGCGGAGCUGUACUGUGCCUCACAUCUUGGUCUCCGGCACCGAAUUUCUCUACUGGCGGACGUGCUCAAGGCGAUGGCUGGAUAUUCUCUGGUGGGCAAGACGCAUCUAUUAGAGUUUGGGAGCGUGGCAGAGUAGACCCCAAGGCCACUCUGGACGGACACACUGAUGCUGUCUGGGCUGUCUGCGUUCUACCUGCAACAUUGGGUGCCGUUUUCGGCCAGACAAGUGCAUAUGGUAGCCCAGACCGUAUCCUGCUUGCUUCGGGCUCUGCAGAUGGUGCUGUCAAGGUGUGGGCAGUCAGCGCGCCACCGCAACUGACAUCACCACAACCUGCGUCUGGACGUCGUGCUACCGGAAGCCGAGGCCGUGGCAACUCCAUGAGCUCUGGAUCUCAGUUCCCCAACUCACCACAGCCUAGCAUGACGUCUAACACGCCUUUCCACCAUACACUAGUUCACAGUGUGACGCGGGCCGAUGGGUCGAAAGCUAGCCCUACAUGCAUCACUCCUUUAUCCGCAAACGGCGAGGCAUUUGUGGUCUCAUACUCGGAUGCGGCAAUUGUUAUUUACGACACAAGAACGGGCGAAGAGAUUGGCACUAUGGCUAGCCUGGAGACAGCGGAUGGCACGCUGUCGACUAGUGUUAAUGCUGUCGUUGCAACUACGAUUGGCCUUGAGCAGAGCUCCGGUCCCGAGCUGGGUGAUGAGGAGGCCAACGCCGCAUCAGGAGGAGCCGGACCUACGGGCGGCGGCGGAGCGGCUGGCAGCGGUAUCGAAGGGGUCAUCAUUAGCGGCCAUGAGGAUCGCUAUGUCAGAUUCUUCGAUGCUAAUAGCGGUAAGUUAUCUAAUUUUUGGCGUGUACUGUGCCCCCACAAACAAAUGCUGACAGUUCGGAUAGGCCAGUGUACAUACAACAUGCUUGCCCACCCCGCUGCCAUUUCUGCUCUCUCACUUUCGCCAGAUGGUAGAGAGUUGGUUUCCGCUGGGCAUGAUGCUAGUCUCAGAUUCUGGAGUUUGGAAAAGCGUAGCUGCACUCAGGAAAUCACCACGCACCGUAUUAUGAGAGGCGAAGGUGUCUGCUCAGUCGUUUGGAGUAGUGACGGACGCUGGGUCGUCAGCUCAGGUGGAGAUGGGACUGUCAAAGUCUUUGCUCGAUGAUGCGAUACCCCUUUAGAUCAUAUCGAAUUUUUUUGAGCAUCUCAUUAUUAGCGCAAAGACCUUGGUUUCAGGUUCAUGAGGUUAAGAUGGACGUUUUGAUGAUAUAUGGAAC
Messenger RNA from Truncatella angustata, 3046 nucleotides. RefSeq names its product WD40-repeat-containing domain protein. Gene Ontology annotation, molecular function: protein binding. The record is from RefSeq and is a predicted model, not a curated record. The transcript is spliced from 2 exons. Lineage: Eukaryota; Fungi; Ascomycota; Sordariomycetes; Amphisphaeriales; Sporocadaceae. The coding region runs from base 346 to 2934 and encodes 862 amino acids.